AUGAGGCUGAAUAUAUGGGAGACAUUUAUUGUUUCAACCUCUGAUGACACUUACUAUUACUUGCUGUUCUUCAUCGCUGCAGCUGUGCUUUAUAACUGGGUUAUGCUUGUGGCCAGAGCAUGUUUUGAUGAACUGCAGUCUGAAAAUCUUAUUGUCUGGCUGGUGUUGGACUAUAUGUGUGAUUUAGUCUACAUACUGGAUUCAUGUAUCCGGCUGCGCACAGGUUACCUGGAACAAGGACUUCUAGUGAAGGACUUGGCAAAACUCAGAGACAGCUACGUUUAUACAUUUCAGUUCAAGUUGGAUGUUAUCUCCAUCCUCCCUACUGACCUAGCAUACAUCGCCUUGGGUAUCAACACACCACAACUACGUUUCAAUCGUCUCCUGCGCUUCCCCCGUAUGUUUGAGUUCUUUAACCGAACAGAGACGAGAACCAAUUACCCAAACAUCUUCCGUAUCUGGAACUUGGUGCUCUACAUCCUGAUCAUUAUCCAUUGGAAUGCCUGUAUCUUCUAUGCCAUCUCAAAGUCUUUGGGAUUUGGAUCUGAUGGAUGGGUUUAUCCCAAUAUCUCAUCCACAGAGUUUGGAUCUCUAAGACGGAGUUACGUGUACUGCUUCUACUGGUCCACAGUGACGCUAACCACCAUCAGUGAGGUGCCACCACCUGAACGGGAUGAGGAAUACAUGUUUGUUGUGUUUGAUUUUCUAGUUGGAAUCCUGAUUUUUGCCACCAUCGUUGGUAACGUUGGUUCCAUGAUUUCCAAUAUGAACGCCACCCGUGCAGAGUUCCAGGCACGCAUUGAUGCUAUUAAACAUUACAUGCAAUUUCGCAAGGUCAACCGUAACCUGGAGACACGUGUCAUCAAAUGGUUCGACUAUCUCUGGACCAAUCAGAAAGCAGUGGACGAACAGGAAGUCUUAAAGAAUCUUCCCGACAAGCUACGUGCAGAAAUUGCUAUCAACGUUCAUUUAACCACUCUGAAGAAAGUUCGAAUCUUUCAGGACUGUGAGGCCGGGUUGUUAGUAGAGCUAGUUUUAAAACUACGACCUCAGGUGUACAGCCCUGGUGAUUACAUCUGCCGAAAAGGAGACAUUGGAAAGGAGAUGUACAUUAUUAAAGAGGGAAAUUUAGCAGUUGUUGCAGAUGAUGGAGUGACACAGUUUGCAUUGCUCACAGCUGGAGGAUGCUUUGGGGAAAUUAGCAUCCUUAACAUUCAGGGUAGCAAAAUGGGAAACCGCCGAACUGCCAACAUCCGUAGUAUUGGCUACUCGGACCUCUUCUGCCUUUCAAAAGAUGAUCUUAUGGAGGCGGUGACUGAAUACCCAGAUGCUCAGAAGGUCCUGGAAGAGCGUGGAAGGGAAAUUUUAAGGAAACAGGGGCUUUUAGAUGAAAGUGCUGCUUCACAGGGAGGUAUUCUCACCAUGGACACAGAGGAGAAGGUGGAUCGUCUGGAGUCCUCACUGGAUGUUCUACAGACUCGUUUUGCCCGAUUGCUAGGAGAUUUUACAGCAACGCAAAGCAGAUUAAAGCAAAGAAUCACAGGGCUUGAAAGACAGUUGUGUCAUACAGGGCUUGGACUUGUGUCAGAUCAGGAGAUGGACUUUGAGAGUGAUGGCAACACAUCAUGUGCUCACUCAACCUUACAGACACGCACACAGACAGACACGGAGAGGCCAAGCAACACAGACUCCCAAAGGGAAAACCCUCACUCAAGCAGGAACAGCAGAUGUCAUGACUAAAUUCAAAAGGAGACUUGAUUUUAAAGUGCUUUUUUAAAUAAUGGACAAUAAUAAACUUACUGGACUAGAUCAGUAGAUCUCUUUUGCUCUGUCCGAAACCUCGAUUGAACAACUUCAUUCCCUACAUUUGUUCAAAACGUCUUACCCAUAAUGCACUGACUUUAGGGCUUUUCACACUGGAAAUAGUUAACCCCGGGUUAUACUAAAACCUGGGUUAACGGAAUCCUGGGUUAUCUGUUUCACGUUUCACACUGUUCAUACUUGAUCAAGGGGUAUAGCUCUGGGUAUUCAUAAUCUGAUGUUUCACACUGGGCAUUCCUAAACCCUAGGUAAGGUGUCUCCAACCCUGCUCCUACACACCUGUCUGAAAUGAUCAAGCAACCCUGAACACCUUGAUUAGCUGCUUCAGCUGUGUUUAACUGGGGUCAUAACAUUCACACUGCAUGCGUCUGGCAACGCAAUGCGGGGUAACCCCACAAAAGCAGAGUUUCAUGACCUUAAUGGUAUUUACUCAUUUUUGUUCACUUCUUCCUCAUAUAGUGGGCUUAAUUGUCAUUUGCUAUUUAGGGAAUAGCAAGGGCCGGCCCGUCCAACAAGCAAUACAGGCAAUUGCCUGGGGCCCCACAACAAGACGAGGACUUUCCAAGCUUAAAAAUUAUUUUGUCAUUACACAAACCACAUAGGUGCGAUAAGCAGGCAAUACACGCUGCAUGCAGAGGGACCUAAUUGAUUAGCAUAAGGAUCACAGAAACGGUAGGUGAUAAAAAACAGGGAUUUAAUAACAGGAUAAACUCUCCACACAACAAUCAACAGUAAAAUGACAAUAAGUAUAAAUCAAUAUAAAUAAAGACAAAAAACAUU
Molecule: messenger RNA, 2601 nt
Organism: Paramisgurnus dabryanus
Lineage: Eukaryota; Metazoa; Chordata; Actinopteri; Cypriniformes; Cobitidae
Product: cyclic nucleotide-gated cation channel-like
Biological process (GO): monoatomic cation transmembrane transport
Cellular component (GO): intracellular cyclic nucleotide activated cation channel complex; plasma membrane
Molecular function (GO): intracellularly cAMP-activated cation channel activity; cGMP binding; intracellularly cGMP-activated cation channel activity
Source: RefSeq, a predicted model, not a curated record